UAGAAAUCUUCACUGUGCCAUCGCCAUCGCCAUCGCCAUCGCCAUCAUUGCUCUUCAUCUCUCGCUCGCUCGGUCUGCUACGGACAAAACGAUCCAUUUCCGCGCGAAACGACGGGGAGCUCUUUUUCCUUACAUGACAAGCCAAGUGUCAGCUCCCCGCCACCAACCGCCGACAACCACUUCGAGGGUUCUGAGAUCGCGCGCGCUCCGGGGAGGCCGUUGCCAGGAUGGCGUCCUUCCUCAAAUUGUUCUACCGGAAGCCGCCCGACGGGCUCCCGAGAUCUGCGAACGGGUCUACGUGUUUGAUUGCUGCUUUGCUAGUAAUGUGUGGACGGAGGAGGACUACAAGGUUCAUAUGCGAGGAAUAGUUAGCCAGUUUCAAGAUCACUUCCAUGAGUCUUCUAUUCUGGUGUUCAAUUUUCGUGAAGGAGAGGAGCAAAGCAAACUGGCUAACAUUCUCUCUGAGUAUGAUAUGACCAUCAUGGACUACCCUAGGCAGUAUGAGGGCUGCCCCUUGCUGACAAUGGAAAUGAUUCAUCAUUUUCUGAGGUCAUGUAAGAGUUGGCUUUCUCUUGGUCAUCAGUUUUGCUGCGUCGCCGUCGCCCACUAAUCUGCAAUAGUCGUGACCGGACGCCUAGGUAGUUUCGCUUUCAGCCGCGACCGGACGCCACCGGAGCCCACACCGCCGGUCUGCUCGCCUCCGCUCACCUGCUGGUCCCUCUUGCUGGAGCUCCACGUCGGCGUCUUCCCCCUACCAGAACUCUGACUGGCGUUGCCCCCUUAGUUGAUUGGGCUGCCAAGCACUAUUUGGAAAAAAAGAAAAAAAGAAAAGCGAACUAGCUAGAUUUUCUUUCUAUUUACUGUAUUUUAUUUUUUUAUUUUAUUUAGUAGAAUUAUUCCUUGAUGUAUGAUAGAG
Messenger RNA from Eucalyptus grandis, 916 nucleotides. RefSeq names its product formin-like protein 13. Lineage: Eukaryota; Viridiplantae; Streptophyta; Magnoliopsida; Myrtales; Myrtaceae. The transcript is spliced from 3 exons. Bases 134 to 610 code for a protein of 158 amino acids. The record is from RefSeq and is a predicted model, not a curated record.